Messenger RNA from Closterium sp. Naga37s-1, 1593 nucleotides. The record is from the annotation of a GenBank genome assembly. Lineage: Eukaryota; Viridiplantae; Streptophyta; Zygnematophyceae; Desmidiales; Closteriaceae.
AUGGCGCGUCUUAGCGUCGCGUUCCUUGCGCUUCUCUUCCUUGCCGUAAUCAUCUGCGCAGAGGCGAGCAAGGCGAGCACGCUUAGCAAGAAGGGCAACAAGGACAAAAAGGGCGGCGUGAAAGGAGGCGUGAAGGCAGGAGGCGACGUCAAAGGAGGCGUCCAGGCAGGAGGCAACGUCAAAGGAGGCGUGAAGGCAGGAGGCGAGGUCAAAGUAGGCGUGGGCGUGAAGACAGGAGGCUCGGUCAAAGGAGGCGUGAAGAAGGGCGGUUCCAAGAAAGGCGGAACGAAGAAAGGCGGAUCGAAGAAGCCGGUGGCGACGCCACCCAAGAAGGUCGGUGCUUCCUCCGCCAAGGGCGCCGACCUGACGAGCAACACAGAUUCGUACAGCACCUUCAGCGCGGGCGAGGUUACGAUCAAAGGCGCGUCGUGGAACGCGAAGAAGUGCCCGAACGACCUGGCUAAGAAGGACUGGGGCGGAUGCACCGCCGUGAACUGCUCCAAGGGCGGCUGGCCCGCCAAGUUCAAGACGUCGAUCAUUACGGCCCAGAAGGGGAAGCACUGGGCGACCAUCCUUCCCAACGGCGGUUUCUCCAAGAAGAAGGCUACCCCCGAGUCGUGCUGCAACCAGUGUGCCGCGAGCCACGACUGCACCUACUGGCAGUUCGUCCCCGGUGCCGGCAGAGAGAUGGGGACUUGCGAUCUGAUGGCCGGCGAGCAGAAGUUCGAAUGCGGCGACCUGGCAGCGAUUUACGAGGGCAAGGACAAGCCUGUGUACAUGCAGGUGCGCGCCGGCGGCAGGUGCAACGACAACCCCGAGGUCAUCGAUGACCCGCACUUCACUGGCGCGCACGGCACGCACUUCGACUUCAACGGCCGCCCCGACAAGGCGUUCUGCCUGCUGACGGAUAAGAACGUGCACGUGAACAUGCUGCUGAGGGGAUACUACGACGACCGUACCGAGGGCGCGGCUCUUGUUGUCGACGGAAAGGCCGUUCACACGUGGAUCAAGGAGCUCGGUAUCGUGUGGUUCGCCAACGGUGCCGACCACCGUCUCCGAUUGGUUGCCCGCAACGGCAAGGAGCAGGAGCGCGGUGCUGGUUACAUGAAGGCCAUUGAGGUUGACGGUACCGUGAUCCAACGGCUGGCGCUCGGCGAGGAAUUCAACGGCGACGGUGGCCUCACGGUCGCCCUCCGUGCGUACGAGAAGCAGGGCCCGUACGACGUGGAUUACUACACCGUUUCAAUCGCAGGUAUCAUCUCCUUCGACAUCCGCCUGCGUGUGGCUCACCCGAAACUCCAGACCCCCAGCGACGCCGAGGUUCACAUCAACGUGGCCGUUACAUCUUUCGACUACACGGAGAACGUUCACGGCGUGCUUGGUCAGACUUACAGGGAGGACCACGUCGACCGUGCGAUUGAUUUCCAGCAGCUCGUGUCGUCGCUCCAUCGCCCGGUCUCUGCUGACGGGGAGCUCGGCGCGGGAUUCCUGGAUGGAACUCCCCGCGCGUACGAGGCUGCGUCUGUCCUCGGUGUGGACUGCGCGAUGGCAGCGUACCACCGUGCCAUGCCUGAGGUCUCCGCUUCCAACUAA